Molecule: messenger RNA, 1049 nt
Organism: Rubroshorea leprosula
Lineage: Eukaryota; Viridiplantae; Streptophyta; Magnoliopsida; Malvales; Dipterocarpaceae
Source: the annotation of a GenBank genome assembly
AUCAACUAAAAAAACAAAGAAAAAAAAACCAUGUCCGAGACUUUCCAGAUCCCACCGGAAGAAUCAUCACCAUACACCAUCACUCUAUUCUCCAAGUUGGCUUUCGGUAGCAGCGGUGGGGAACAGACGAGAUUCCGGCGGUGCUAAACAUUUAUAACAGUAAAGAUAUUCCGUUUUCAGAACCAGAUCCGGUGGUUCUCAGUGAUUCUGUGCGUGGUACGGCGAUUAGUAGCAGCUCCGACCUGUUCCCCAAAAAAAUCAGAUCCAAUUCCAGUGUCUUUCAGUGGCCUGAUGCAAAUUCGGGCAUAAUCUUCAGUCUUCUCUCCUCUUCGGUAAAAAUAAUUCAUACUUAGAUUUGCAUAUUAGGACUCUUUUAUUUCUUUGCAUUAAAUCAACAUUUUCUUUCAAUUUCCUUUAAUUUUUUGUUGAAUUGAAUUCGAAUUAGAAGUGUUACGAGAUUGUGUAGCGAGGUCAAGCCAACUGGAGUUAGUCUCUGUUGAGUGGAAAAAUCCCAUACUGGGAUUUAACAAAGGAGCAUUCUACUUGUUGUCAAUUAAUUUUAGGUGAGUUAUAAAUUUUCUGUUGAAAUCCACAUACAUAAUUCCACAUACAUAAUUCCACAAGAUGGGUUCUAUUCUUGGAAACACGCUGUUAACUCUGAUAACACCGGACUGCAUCUCAGGGAUGAAUUAAUGCAUUUGACAAAGACUCGACAUUCAUACGCUAUGUAACCUUAUAUUAAAAUCUACAUACACAAUGGUCACAGUCUGAUUGUGGUGGAAUAAGGCUGAACUUGUUGUUUUGUUUGAUCUAUGAUAGCUUUGAUUUUGAUUUGCAUUCUGAAGAAUUGUUCAGUGCGUAUGUGUUAAAAUGGGUUCGCAUUUUAUACUCAAUUUCUGUCCGUGAUUUGCAUAAAAUGAAUUCUUGUGCUGUGAUCGUGUUAUUAAAUUUUGGAUUUGAGUUUGUGUUUUAUAUGCCUGUUCAAGUUAUUCAGACUGUUUGUUCUUGUAUUUCUAAUUUCAUGUUUGACAUAAAACUUGAAUUGCUGA